CCUCCCCAGCAUGUCGAAGGAAAACAUCCUCGGCACACUAGUCGUGGUUCUCCUCAAAGCGCAACAUCUCAUCGACAACCACACCUUCUACAAACAGGAUCCAUAUGCAAAACUUUCUCUAGGUGGCGCUGAAAAACGCACACCAGCAGAUCCCAAGGGCGGCCAGCAUCCAGUCUGGGACCACGAAGUCCGGAUACCGAUCUCUAAGGAUGCCACGACCAAGAACAGGACACUAGAACUAUCCUGCUGGUCGGAAGAGAGGACAGGGGAUCAGCUGUUGGGCGAGGGAAAACUUGACAUCGCCAAAACGCUUCAAACGGGAGAGUUCGAUGACUGGGUCCCUCUGAGCAUCAAUGGCACUCAGCGUGGAGAGAUCUACCUCGAGAUGACCUUCUUUGCGGCUGGACCUGCUCCAUUAACUCGGAGACCGUCCAAAUUCCAUCCCAAUGAGCGGCUUGCUCGUCCAGCGCAGCCCAAGAAGGCGGGAGGCUUGCCUGCUUUCAAUGGUCCAAUAAACACCACGUCACACCCGCCUCACAAACAAACACCGCCGCUUCCAGCCCAGCCACAGCAGCCACCUCCCCAGUCACAACGUCCUCCCCAGUCACAACGUCCUCCCCAACACCAAACAUCCGCCGGUGGUCAACAUCUCGUUCCGCCAGGUCAAUCAUACAGCCCGGGUCAUUCACCACCCAAAACUGCAGACUCCGCUCUACCUCCACUCCCUCUUGCUGAUACGGGUCUGAAGCCUGUCCCUACGAUUUUACGUCCAGGUCCACGCGGUGGUAAGAGACCUGUAUCAGAAAUAUACCCCGCUCCCUCCGAUGCGUCUAUACACGGACAAUACCCAGAUCCUCGCGAUCAAGCUGCAUCUCAGCACCGUCACACAAAUAGUCGACCACAAUCUUUGAUGGCCGGUUCUGCCCUCCCCCCGACCACAUAUCAAAGCCCACUCGACAACCCCAGUUCUCGAGCCCGACCGACCUCAACAUACGAACCGCCUUAUGGAGCGCCGCCUUCCGGGCCAUCAGGACAGAUAACUCCGCCCCGUGCUGGUUAUAGCUCGCCACCACGGUCGCAGCAUACGCCUCUGCCAUACAGCCAGCCAGGUAGCGGGAAUGGGACGCCUCAGCCUGCUUAUACCCCUCCGUAUACAUCUUCGUAUCCUUCGUACCCCGGUCCGCAAACGAACGAACCUGCGCCGUACCCAGGCGGCCCGGGUCCGAAUGGUUUCUCGUUCCCAGUGCCACACAUGACAGACUACGGACAAGGGGGAUCUCCAGCCCCGCCCCCGCCCAGCGGAGGAUACGCUCCAUACCCCGGCGCACGAUCCAACGGCCCUCCCCCUACCCAAACAGACUCAGACCUUCCGGAUCCAUACCUCCAAAAGCGGUACCAGACUCCUCUACCCCUCCCGUCCACACCACCAUCCAAUUCGCAGUAUUCGCCCUACCAUUCCCAUUCCAAUUCCAAUUCAUACUCCUCUACCCCUGUCCCUCCCGCUGGAUUCGCUGUCGCCGAACCAUACCACCAGCAGGCUUCACAACCGCAGUACGGCCAACGGAUGCCUGACCCGGGGGUGAGUGCCGGUCAGAGAGCUGCGGAGGAGGCCGAGAGACAGAGGAAGGAGCAGGAAGAGCUCGAUGCGAAGCUGGCGAGGGAGUUGGAUAUGCAGUUGAACAUGAGCGAAGAACAUGAGGCGCCGACUCGAGUCGCUGUCGGAAUGCCUGGUGGCUGGUAAAGAAAGGAACAUCUAUUCAUAUGCAGUAUAGGGCCAGAAGCCCGUGUCGAAGAAGCUUAUCUAUUGAGAAUUUAUUGGGAACCACGGGCGGACGCGAUUAUCGUUCAUCGAACUGAAACUCUUCGUGUACCAGUCUCCAAUGUCUGUCAUAUACCUUGUACAUAUCUCUUGUGUCCUGUUGUCGUGUGAUAGUCGAUCGCGAUGCUUAU
This is a messenger RNA of Stereum hirsutum FP-91666 SS1, 1950 nucleotides long. RefSeq lists its product as uncharacterized. The record is from RefSeq and is a predicted model, not a curated record. NCBI's taxonomy places the organism in Eukaryota, Fungi, Basidiomycota, Agaricomycetes, Russulales, Stereaceae. The transcript has 3 exons. Bases 11 to 1741 code for a protein of 576 amino acids.